AUGGCAAAACGCAAAGGCACCACUCCCGCUACUGGCGCUGGCCGCCGUAGCAAGCGCACCAAGACCGCCCCGGCCCCGACCUUCGUCUGGAAGUCACGUGAGUGGAAGGAGAAGGUCCACUGCAACGACGACGUCUCGAUUCUGGAGAAGAUUUCCAACCGCAAGCAAAAGGUCGUAACAAAGGUUUUGCUUGUGACGGAAGAUGAUGAUCUCCCUCGGGAGGUCAGCAUCAUGCUCAUGGUACCUGGAUGCAACAGAAUAGUGACUCCGAUUCACUAUACCUGGGACGAUCCAGACGAGUAUCAUGGCACCGCAUUCUACGAGUACUACCCUCUUGGCGACCUGGCGCAGUGGAAGGAGGACUUCAACGACAGAAACUACAAGCCAGUUCCUGAGAGCUUCAUCUGGAGGUUUUUCUUCCAGAUGGCACAGGCUCUGGCACUCUUGCAGGCCCAGAUCGGACCUAAUCUUGAGGAGUGCGAGAUUCUCCUGCAUCGCGACAUCAAGCCCAUGAACUUCCUUGUUGUGGAGAACCCGAGCAGCACUUACCCUUCCUUCAAGCUGCAUGACUUUGGCUGUGCUACGGUAUAUCGAAAGUCGGAAGCUCGCGAUUCCGCCAUUGUUGGCACUUUCGAAUACCAGCCGCCAGAAAUCGGCAAGGUCAACACCAAGGCAGCGGAGAUCUGGGCGUUGGGCGCCUGCGUCCACUUCCUCGCAACGGGGAUCUACCCGACGGAGGACAAGUACGAGUUCGGAGAGGCCUAUGUUGACGAGCAUGGUCAGGACCCAGACGAGGCUGUGGACUAUGGAGGUGCCGGCCGCUGGUACGCUGCUCACGUCCCGCGCCAAGUCACGCCCAUCAAUCUGAGUCCUGGCCAGCAGCGUCAGCAGGGCCUUGGUCCUUUCCUCUCCCACGGCGGUGAGCGGUUCGUCCACCAGUACAGCGAUGAGCUGAACAGCUGGAUGAAGCGGUGCCUAAGCUUUACGCCGGGUGGCCGACCAACUGCGAUCCGCCUGGUGAACGAAAUGGGCACCGUGGCAAAGAAGAUGCUGUACAAGAUGGGCGGCAAGGCAGCUCUCGUGGAUCUGGAGACGGAGUACGACGUUGCGGCAUGA
This is a messenger RNA of Parastagonospora nodorum SN15, 1116 nucleotides long. RefSeq lists its product as hypothetical. Gene Ontology annotation, biological process: chromosome segregation; protein phosphorylation. Gene Ontology annotation, cellular component: cytoplasm; nucleus; centrosome. The transcript has a single exon. The record is from RefSeq and is a predicted model, not a curated record. Lineage: Eukaryota; Fungi; Ascomycota; Dothideomycetes; Pleosporales; Phaeosphaeriaceae. Gene Ontology annotation, molecular function: protein kinase activity; ATP binding. The coding region runs from base 1 to 1116 and encodes 371 amino acids.